AUGUUAACAAUCUUUGAUGAGUUUUAUAAUAAUAAAAAUAUCCCUGACUUCCUUGAUGAUGAUGGCAUACUCAUGAAUAAGGAGAAUAACAUCCAAUUGAAAGAAUUUUUAGUCAAUAAUGAAGACUUAGUAACACAGAUGCUCUCCUUUUUCGAGUAUGAUGAAUUAGAAACUGAUCACAAACGUGUAAUCAAAUAUCCUUUUGUCGUAAGCGAAUUGUUAGGAUCACUUUAUGCUCUAAAUGCAAAUCAUCUGAAUUUCCUGAUCCAAUUGUUGAAUUCACAUAAUAGUCUGCCUUCCAUCACAAUUGGAUACAUAAGUAAAGUCAUUAUGAAUGUUCUUAAACACAAUCCAUGUUUUUUUUGGUAAAAUGUCUAAUUGCCAUAAUUGGGUAUUUUACUGCAAGAUAUCAAUAAUUAUGCUAUAGCUGAAUUAAUCUAUUCUAUGAUUAUAUAUUAAACAUAGGACAAUCAAUUGGACUAUUUGAAAUAAAGAAUGGAAUUGGUCAAUUGCUUAUUGAAUGAUAUCAAUACUGACAGAAGUGAGGGCAUUUCCAAUGUCAUCUGCAUGUUAUUACAACAAAUUACUGAAACCCUCCAAGAAUAGAAAUCCCUCAUUAUUAAACAUCUAUUUACUAAAUUAGACAUCUUUUUAUCUGCUUUGCCUUAUAGACCAUAACCAAUUUUAAGUAUCCUCAUUAAUCUUAUUAAACAUCAAUAAUAUUAUGAAUCUGAAGUCAAUUAAAUUUACAAUCAUUUUCUUGAAAGAUCCAAAGAAUUAUUUGAUGAUUUGCUUAAAAACAGUGGUUCUUUUGGUCAAAAUAAUCUCUCAUACAUUCAAUUUUAUGAUGUCUUGACCAAUUAAACUUAUAUUUUACAGAAUAUCAAUGCCUAACAUUUAGAGAUUGCAUUGUUUCAACUAAUUCAAAAGUAUCAAUUUCAUAAUCAAUUACACAAAUACGCAACAAGUAUCAUCCUUAAAUUAAUUCCAUAAACUGACUCUCAAUAAUUACUUUAAAUUGCCCUUUCUGAGUUUAAGAUUAAACCAAUAAAGGAAAAUAGAGGAUAUGUGGUUUAGAUAAUUAACAAAAUAAUUGAAGUGAAUUUUAAUCUACAAAUUUAAGAAGAAGAGUUACAAAAUAUAAAUUCAAUUCAAAAUAAUUAUUUUUUUGGAUAGAUUCCUGAUUAGAAACCUACAUUCAAUUUACAAGAAGAGUUUGAAGCAGCAAUGAAUAAAUUAUAAAUAUGA
This is a messenger RNA of Paramecium tetraurelia, 1248 nucleotides long. RefSeq lists its product as uncharacterized. NCBI's taxonomy places the organism in Eukaryota, Ciliophora, Oligohymenophorea, Peniculida, Parameciidae. The transcript is spliced from 5 exons. The record is from RefSeq and is a predicted model, not a curated record.